Thyridium curvatum is the source of this 1623-nucleotide messenger RNA. RefSeq lists its product as uncharacterized. NCBI's taxonomy places the organism in Eukaryota, Fungi, Ascomycota, Sordariomycetes, Thyridiales, Thyridiaceae. The coding region runs from base 1 to 1623 and encodes 540 amino acids. The record is from RefSeq and is a predicted model, not a curated record. The transcript has 2 exons.
AUGGUCAUGUUGGCCCCCAUUCCCAGCCGCUCAGGCUCGGAACCUGUCGUCGUCGAGCGACAUACCCGUGGCGGUCGUCAUCUGUUCUAUCGCCUCGAGGUGAUUCAGCAACCCGAACGCGCCCGUGCAUGUGGCUCUGGUCCCAAAUCUUCUGCCGACCGCCGGCCAGUUGAUCCCCCGCCCGUUGUUGAGCUCCGCAUCUUUGAGGGCGGCCCUACCCUCGAGCAGUCCAAGGACAUCACUUUCCUCUACAACGCCAAUUUCUUCCUGUACGCCACCCUUGAGCAUGCUCGCGUCAUGGCUCAUGGCCGUGUGCACAACGCUGCCGCCAAUGCACCGCCCGUCUUGACCGGCAUGCCUGUGUCGGGUAUGGCCUAUCUCGACCGCCCUCAGGAGGCUGGCUACUUUCUCUUUCCUGAUCUGUCUGUGCGCCACGAAGGCCGCUAUCGUCUCACCUUCUCGCUCUACGAACAGGCCAAGGAGGACAAGGACAAGGAUGCCGAGAAGAGCGACCAGUCAGCUGUCGAGGCCGGAGAUUCAUUUGAUUGGAGGAUGGAAAUCAAGUCGAACGACUUUAUCGUGUUCAGCGCCAAGAAGUUCCCAGGUCUGACGGAGAGCACUGCCCUGAGCCGGACGGUCGCUGAGCAGGGUUGCCGUGUCAGGAUUCGCCGUGACGUGCGCAUGAGGAGACGCGAUGGCAAGGGUGCUGGUGAUUAUGAUAAUGCAGAGGAUGAGUACGCACGGAGGAGACGUACACAGACGCCCGAGGCUUCCUCCCAGUACCGCAACCGAUCGAUGAGCAGCGAGAGUGUCCAGAGGACUCCGUACCAACCCGACCCACAGCGCCGCCCCUCUGGAGCCGAGUACCCGCCUCCGCCUCCGGGCUUCUCUGGGUCGCAACCUUCUGGUGGACACCUGUCUUUCGGUUCUCACUAUCCCAGUCAGCCCUACCAGAGCCAGCACCAUGCUCAGCCCUCGUCCGUUCCCCAGUCGCCCUCGUACGCCCCGGCGCAACAGGCGUACCCUCCUCACCAGAACUCCUACCCGGCACCGCCUCCGCCGGCACCGGCACACGGUGCUUACCAGGAGCGCCCGCCAUCGCAGCACUACUCGACCACGGCACCGUCGCCCCGGAGGGACUCGUACCCCACCGACUACAGGCGCUCGUCGACCAGCACUUACCCUGCGCCGCCCACGCCUCACAGCGCUACAGAGCCCGAGUACAGGCCCGAGCCCGCUCGGCAGUACGCAGCCCCGCCGCCGUUGGCCGCCUCCACCCCGAUGGAGCCCAAGCCGGUAUCGCUACCGCCUCUCAGCACUGCCUUUGGCCCGCCGCCUUCGGACAGCAUGAUCCCCGCACGGGCGCCGCUGCCCAGCCCAACUAUCGACCGGUCGUCGUCGUUCAGCUACCAGUAUCCCUCGGCACAACCGUCAUUGCCGGGUCUGGGCAAGCGGUCUUGGGCCGAUGCCAAUCCGGUGUCUGCGCACAGCCCGUACACGUACAAGAACCACAGCCGGCAACCAGAGCAGACGGACGAAAUUGAGAACAUUGACGAUCUCGUGUGGAAGCGUGCCGACGGGUCACACCGCAGAGGCGAUUUACCCGGUCAGAUCCUGCAAUAG